This is a messenger RNA of Fusarium fujikuroi IMI 58289, 537 nucleotides long. RefSeq lists its product as uncharacterized. The coding region runs from base 1 to 537 and encodes 178 amino acids. The transcript has 2 exons. The record is from RefSeq and is a predicted model, not a curated record. NCBI's taxonomy places the organism in Eukaryota, Fungi, Ascomycota, Sordariomycetes, Hypocreales, Nectriaceae.
AUGAAUCUACGACAAUCUGGGAAGCGACCCUUUGAGCAGGACACGAGCGAGCCACCUGCCAAAAGGCCUCGUAGAUCCGCAGGGAUGGAGCCAGAUUCCAUUCAGGCGCAGAUUCUCAGACUUUGCCCCCAAGAUCUCGAGGAAGCGCUCGAAAUUGUGAAACUUCUUCGGGAGUCCAGCAAGACUCGCCUAGAUGCGGACGAACAGUGGUAUGAAGAUGGAGGAUACGAAAAAGAGCAGACACAUUUAGCGGCAAGGGAGAGGGAACUUGAGACCAUCGAAAUGGGGAUCAAGAUUAGACAAGGCUUUCAGCAGGCGGAGGAUAAGAGUGCUGAGCUGGAUAGAGAGGAGAGGAAGAUCAGGGUGAAGAGGGAGGAGAUCCGGAGGGAGUUAGAUGGCCUAGCGGCUCAAGCCAGGUCUCUUGAUUUGCCCUACUUGGAGAAGCUCACUGGACACCAUUGUGUUAGGAGCACUAGCAUGGAGCCAGCUAUGGAUAAGGGAUGGGAAGAGGUGGUGCUGGUAGUGGUGGAAGAGUAG